GUUUGCCGUAGCGGUUUAUCGUACAUAGUGUAAUUGAAGUAAACCUAAUUUUUAUUUAAUUACUAUUAGGUGGGCGUUACUUUUAGUGUCGAUCAUCGACUAUUAUUAUUGGCAUGUGACUUUGAUGUUACCUGCGCGCGGCAAUAUUCGAAGUUUGCGUCCAAAAACGGCAAUUGUGUAGAUGUAUCCUUCGUUUUCAAUUUCUCAUCUACUCCUUUAAACUAGAAUGGCCCGAAACAGGAGAUCAAGCGAAUGUUGUUCAGCUUACUGUUUGAAAUCCACUCUUUAUAUUUUCAACAUUAUAUACCUGCUUGCAGGACUGGCAAUCGUAGGUGUGGGAGUAUGGACAAUAGCCGAUAGAUAUAAAUAUGUCGAACUGUUAUCAACAGUAACGUAUCCCGUCAUAACCUACUUUUUACUGGGAGCAGGAGGACUGGUGCUGCUUGUAACCCUUAUGGGCUGCUGUGCCAUUUGGUUCAAUAAUAGGCCGUACUUAAUUUGUUACAUAUUUUUACUGUCGUUUAUAUUUUUAACCGAAAUCAUGGUAGGGGUACUGGCUUAUAUCUAUCAGGAGCAAGUCCAAAAUGAAUUGGAAUUAAAUUUGAACACCACGUGCCUCAGUAACUACAGAAUAGACGAACAGAAAACGGAGGCGAUUGAUUUUCUUCAGGAGAAAUUCCACUGUUGCGGGGUCCUCAGCUUUGAAGACUGGAAGUAUAGUGUCUGGAGGAAGCAGAAUUUGUCAGGUGAUAAUUUAGUACCAGACUCGUGUUGCAAGACGAUCACGCCUAAUUGCGGUGCUAUAAUCCGCCCUUCUAAUAUCAACUACAAUAGCUGCUUAACUAAAAUGGCCGAUCAUAUGCGGGGCCAUUUAUUUAUCUUGUGCGUGGUAGGGUUGGGUAUUUGCUGCAUACAAAUAUUUGGCAUUAUUUUUUCUUGUCAACUUUAUUUUAAGUUAAAAGAUUAUCUUGAUUAUCUGUAAAAUAAAUUUUAUGUUAAAACUUU
This is a messenger RNA of Photinus pyralis (common eastern firefly), 1005 nucleotides long. RefSeq names its product CD151 antigen-like. The record is from RefSeq and is a predicted model, not a curated record. Bases 227 to 982 code for a protein of 251 amino acids. The transcript is spliced from 5 exons. Lineage: Eukaryota; Metazoa; Arthropoda; Insecta; Coleoptera; Lampyridae. Gene Ontology annotation, cellular component: membrane.